Glossina fuscipes is the source of this 3070-nucleotide messenger RNA. RefSeq names its product U4/U6.U5 tri-snRNP-associated protein 1. The record is from RefSeq and is a predicted model, not a curated record. Gene Ontology annotation, cellular component: U4/U6 x U5 tri-snRNP complex. Gene Ontology annotation, biological process: mRNA cis splicing, via spliceosome; maturation of 5S rRNA. Lineage: Eukaryota; Metazoa; Arthropoda; Insecta; Diptera; Glossinidae. The coding region runs from base 117 to 2996 and encodes 959 amino acids. The transcript has 6 exons.
UAACCGAUUAUAGCUGCCAGCAUUUAUUGUAUUCACAUCAUAAAUUACAGGUUUUUUGGUAUCUGAUUUUUUCCAAAUUAUUUUCGUCAAAAAUAUAAGAUUAAAAAAAGGAAAAGAUGAGAUCAUCGUCAUCUGGAAAGCAUAAGCACAAAAAGGAAAAGAAACAUAAGCGUCAUCGUUCAAGGUCGCCACGUUCUACUGAAUAUCGCAGUGUGGGCGAUGACGAAGAAGGUAUAGAUCUCACUGGCGAUAACUCGCAUCAUCGUCACAAGCAUAAGAAACAUAAACAGCACCACCGAGAACGCCAUCACAAACAAGCAAAUGAAAAGGAGUCCGACCAGCGAAGCGAAGUGAUUGCCGUUCCGGAAAGCGAUUCCGACAGUUCCGAUUGCGUGGAAGUGCCACUGGACACAAAUGAAAAUCGUAAAAGCAGGAGCAGAGAUCCGGUGGCCCCGCCACCUCCUCAAUUAUCUAAGUACGCCGAAUAUGAAAAGGAACGCCUAAAGAGGAAAAGGGAACAUUCCAGACAGCGCUUCGACAGGGACACAAAAGAAUACGAAGAUCGCAAUGAACGCGAACAUUCAAACAAAUACGAUGAUUAUGAAGAGGAACGGGAGAGAGCCAAACGUUAUCAUGAUUAUCACUCGGACCAUCGGAGUGAACGUGAGGUGAGAGAAUACGAGUAUGAACAACAUGAAGAAAAGCGUUCAAAACGCCCUAGACGUGAAUAUUAUAGCAAACAGGACCGUCCAGAGAUAUCUGAACAUAACUCUACCGAACGCGAAAGUAGGAGUAGUGAACGCGAUCAUCAUUCUCGUUAUCGGAAUGAACGAUCAGAAAGGGAACGAGACGGGGCUAGAGGUCGUGAGCCUAAAGAACGGGAAUACUCACCUAUUCCUGAAAAUGGGGCCGGUGACUGUCUUUCAAUAGAAGAGACCAACAGAUUGCGAGCCAAGCUAGGUCUGAAACCACUUGAAGAAAACUCGGGCCCCAAACCAACUACCCCGGAGACAUCGGACGCUAAGAAGCGGACUGGAGGAAAAGAGCUCAAUUCGUACAAAGACGAAUGGGGUGAGUUUUUUCACAAACCGGCUGAUAAUCUCAAAGAAAAAGCUGAAGCAGAGAAAUUUCGUGAAAAACUUAAACAGCGUAAAGAAAAGCGUUUUCUGGAAACGCGCUUGGCUCACAUACGUACCUUGGGAGAGUCGGAUGAAGAGGUUGACGAUGUGUCUAAGUGGGUACAGCGUAAUAAACGCAUAGCUGACGAAAAGGAAGAGGCCGAUCGGAGGGCAAAAGCCUUAGAGGAAAUGGAUGCUGAAUUCGGAGUCGACGACUUGGUGGAAAAGGAACGUUCAGAAAUUCGACGAAAGUCUUACACAGAUAAACACCUUAAAGGUCUAAAAGUUGAUCAUGACGUGACUUCCUUUAGUGAAGGGAAGACUGUUAUUUUAACUCUAAAGGAUGCUGAUGUUCUAGACGAAAAGGUCGGGGAUACAUUAGUAAAUGUCAAUAUGUUGGACGAUGAACGUUAUCAGCAAAAUGUAGAGAACAAAAAGAACAACCCAUUAAACUAUGGGUACAAUGUAUACGAUGAGCAGUACGAUGAACUGGGCAACCCAAUCGAACGAAGCAUUCUAGAUAAAUAUGAUGAAGAUAUCGAUGGUAAGAAGCUCAAGACGAAAACGUUUGUAAUCGGUGAAAAUUUGGAAGAGGAACGUGAACGUCAACGUAAAUUGCUCAAAAUUAAAACGAAAUUAGCUGGUAAACGUUUAGAAACAUUGGCUGAUGCGCAGAUAACUUUGGCUUCUGAUAUCUUGACGGAAUCGGAAAUGGUUAGAUUUAAAAAGCCUAAGAAAAAAAUUAAAAAGCUACGCCAAAAAUUGAAAGCUGAUGACUUGGCGCCCUUAGCUGAUGGGCCGCUCGGUCGACAUUUGGGCAAUCGCAUUGCUCGUCGGCAUAGUUCCGAUACUGAAGACAAUCCCAUGAAUAAAGCAGCUAACGAAGCAGUAGAUUUAAAGAUCGAGGAAGACGAUGAUGACUUGGAGCGUAUCCUGGCUAAGGCCAGAAAAGUGAAGCAAAAGGAAAACAUAAUUAAGAAGUCUUUGCCGAUUGAUGCAGAUCUGCUGAAAGCAGAAAUUAAAACGGAGACAAAUAAUGAUGAUGGCCAGACGUCUGAUGAGCAGGGAAAAGAUGGUCAUAUUGUAUUAAAUGCCACCGCUGAAUUUUGCAGAACAUUAGGUGAUAUUCCAACAUACGGUAUGUCAGGAAAUCGCGAGGAAGCCUCUAAUGAUCUAAUGGACUUUGAGGUGCACGAGGCAGUUGAUGAGCGUAUAGGUGGUGCAACAAAUGAACCAGAAUCAAAUCACGGUACUUGGAAUUCUGUAGAUCCGGAUGAGGUGAUGCAACCAGCUGACUUGGAUAAUAUAGUUGAUGAGGUUGAGGAAGUUGCGAUUUUAGAUGAAGAACCGGAUGUAGGAGCGGGCGUGGCAAAUGCUCUGCGGUUAGCUUUAUCUAAAGGUUACUUGGAAAAGGAAGAAAAAAAUCGACCAAGUAAUUCUAAAAUGGCUCAUCUCCAAGCAAAAAAUUACUCCAUUGAAGAUAAAACCACGGGAGAUGAUGAGAAAUUUGGACGAAGGGAUCGCUUUCACACAGGUCCUAUCGUAGAUUUUCGAGAUAAGGAUAAUUUUAAGCCCAACAUAAAGCUGGAAUACAUUGACGAUAACGGACGUAUUUUAAAUUUGAAAGAAGCUUUUCGUUAUUUAUCGCAUAAAUUUCAUGGCAAAGGUCCGGGCAAGAAUAAGAUUGAGAAGCGCUUGAAGAAAAUGGAACAAGAAGGGUUGAUGAAAACUAUGAGCUCUACGGACACGCCAUUGGGCACAUUGAAUAUGUUGCAACAAAAACAAAAGGAAACUAAAACCGCUUUUGUUGUACUGAGCGGUGGUAAGCAAACGGCUGCCGCGGCCGCCGCCGGCACUUCAAUUUCGAAGUUUAAGUAAACUUGCAAAGCAAACAUGUACACCUCCUCGACAACUAUUUCCGGAAUUUUUAAAAGGAACACACAAUUGAUUUC